Molecule: messenger RNA, 1896 nt
Organism: Lodderomyces margitis
Lineage: Eukaryota; Fungi; Ascomycota; Pichiomycetes; Serinales; Debaryomycetaceae
Exons: 1
Coding region: 1-1896 (631 amino acids)
Cellular component (GO): ubiquitin ligase complex; cytoplasm
Molecular function (GO): protein binding
Source: RefSeq, a predicted model, not a curated record
AUGCCUAGUGAUCAGACUACCGUUUCCUCCACGGAACUGCUAUUUUCAGGUCUCAAUAUCAACCUGCAAGACAGUCGACAGGAGUCCUUACAUCUGUCCGUGUCCUCACCGUCGGAGCUGAGCAACGGCAACGGCAACGGCAACGGCAACGGCAACGGCAACGGCAACGGCAACGGCAACGGCAACGUCCAAGAUGCUUUUGCCAAAAUAUGCAUGGCUUGCCGUACUGGAGAUUAUGAAGUCGUUGACUCUUUGUUAAGCACUCCUAAUCUUGAUGUGAACCAGGUAGAUGAAUACGAUUACUCGCCAUUGAUUUUGAGCUCAUUGUGUGGACAUUUGAAGAUUGUCGAGCUACUAUUGAAGAGAGGCGCUGUGUGUGAUAGAGACACAUUCCAAGGCGCGAGGUGUAUCUAUGGAGCACUUACAGACGAAAUUAGAGAUCUACUAGUUAGUUUUGAUAUCUCGAAAGCGGUAGAUGUCAACCAGCCGUUCGCUGGUCAUAUCGCGUCACUUUACAGCACUUCGGCCAAUAAAGAUGUUGUGUUUAAAUUUAACCAAAAGGGGUUGAGUUCGGAUUUGUGUGCGAUAACAUUGCAUAGGUGUUUGUUGGUUGCACGAAGCAGGUAUUUUCGAGAAAAGUUUCAAGGCGACUGGCUGCUAUUGAGUGUUGUGAAUAUGCCAAAUGAAGUUGACCCAUUGGCGUUUAAGGUAAUUGUUGACUAUAUAUAUCUUCGAACCGAUUCGAUGGUGAUUCCAGACAAAAAAUUUCGUAACCAAGUAGUUUCUUUAGCAGAAGAGUACGAGUUACAGGAUUUAGCCAGUGCUAUAAAGGAGAUAUCUGGUGCAAAGGAUGAAAAAGAGCAGUUCAAAGUAAAGCAUGAACUAGCUAUGAAGAUAGUUGAAAAGGCUAGAAAAGAUCUUGACUCAUUCUUGGCAAACGACAUUAUCCUGCAGAGUGUUUCUUCGAAUAUGGAUCUCGAAAAGGACGUUGAUCUUGAAGAUAUCAAUUGUCAGCACUAUAUUACCCAUGAGCAAAAAACAACAUUACUUGAUCUGUCUUCUAUCCCAGAUGCCGUUCUAUCAUACAUUGACUCAAGUUCAGAGGCUGUCAUUUUUUACCCUGUCAACAAGUCCAUUCUCACAAGAUCGGAGUAUUUCGAUACAAUGUUCAAAUCGGAUAUUUUUAAAUUUGCAGAGGAGGAUAUUCCAAUGUACAAAGACGGCACAAUUUCAGUUGCAAACCGACCUCAGGUGGAUGAAUCACACUUGCCGAUUAUACAACUUUCUACCAGUACAGCCGAUAAGAAAGUGGCAGCAAUGGUGCUAUCGUACUUGUACCAUGACGAUGUUAAUGAAAUUCCCUUGGACAAUGUUGUCGAAUUGUUGUAUGCCGCAGAUGAGUUGUUUUUAGAAAGGUUGAAAACAAUGUCAGCUGUACGAUUGAGCUCGCAGUAUUCGAAAUUCACCUAUCAAGAAUUUCAAUCGUUGGAACCGGACGUUAAAUAUGACGCGUAUGAUUUAAUCAGGGCAGCAUGGCUGACGCGAUGUGACAAAUUGGAGCAACACGUUACCAAAAUGAUUGCUUAUAAUUUACAAGACAUUGUUCAGAAUGAGGACGAAUCAGCAAAAUUGUUGGCUUUAAUUGCUGAAUCAGCAGCAAGAAUUAGAGAAAGACAGGAUACUGAUACAAUUGAAUUGGUGGAUGAUAUGCGAUACUAUUUAUCGAAGAAAUAUGCAAUUAGUGAAGACAGUGAAAGUUUGGAUCCAUUGAGUAGUUUCGGGUACAGAGACAAAAAGACGGAAAAUAUCAAGCUUUAUCAAAACUCGCUAUUGAAAUACGAAAGGGAUGUCGAAGUUAUUGAAAAUAUGUUGGAAAAGUUGAACUUGAAUGCGUAG